Molecule: messenger RNA, 903 nt
Organism: Rotaria socialis
Lineage: Eukaryota; Metazoa; Rotifera; Eurotatoria; Philodinida; Philodinidae
Source: the annotation of a GenBank genome assembly
AUGACAUCAAAGUGUGCACUGUGCGACAAACAACUUGACUCAAAUUUUCGAUUAGAUGGUCGAUGCGAAGAAUGUUGGCGAUGCAAUCAAGCACAGACGUUUGUUAAGAUGCUCGAAAUUAUACGAAAUCUCGCAGUUAAGCAGGCUGACUUUGAUGAAACGUAUCAAAGAUGUCGACAACUCCAAUUGGUCAUAGACAGUUACUCAAUAUAUAUUACUAUAUUAAAACAAUUAAAGCUCGAUGAUCAAGAUAAAGAUAAAAUCGCAAUUCCCUAUUUACGUAACCGUUUGCCAAAGAUUGAUAUUAAAUUGUAUGAAAAUUAUUUCCCUAUCGAACUUGAAACUAGCGACCAAAAUAAUAAUCUGCUGAAAAGUAUCGCUUUUCUAUGUUCUAUCAAUACUGUAGAUAACUUCAUUGAAUUACGCGUACGCAAUAUCAUUGAUAUGGUACUAAAUGCCGAUACCUACAUUAAAAAGAAUUCAGAUUUGAACGAACUUCAAAACAUGAAACCUACAUGGCUGAGAUGGAUCGUUGAUAACGCACGAGAUGAAAUCUGGUGUCAGAAGGACCUACCAAAUUCUGCUACAACUAGUCUACGCCUCUACAGUCUCAGCAAUGUUCUCAAUGUCAUAAUCAAAUCUCUUUGCCCUCAAAUGUUUGGACACGCAGAUGCGAUUCAUCAUCGGCUACAUCGAACUUAUACACCUUUGUCUUUACAGAAAGUCAACGCCUAUGAAACACCAAUCCACAUUCUGUGGGCUAGUAAAACAGCACUAUCAUGCAUAGAUACAAGUUCACCAUGGCUACCCGACCGUGUCGUGCCCCUUCUUCCAUUGAUGCAAAUAACACAAUUGGAAAAUCUGGAAUCCAAUGAGAUGUAUCUGCCGAUUCCAGGUAAAUGA